CUUGGGGCAUUCAAGCAGCCCUCUGAAGGUGGAGGUGGAGCCUAAUGGGGGUUUACUGUGAGGCUCGCAAUUGCAUCUGCCUCCGAGGCCUCCUGGUGCUAGAGACUAUCGGGGGGAGGAAGGGGAGAUUGCAUGGGAUUGAAGUUGGUUCCUUAUUCCUGGGUCCCAGCUCAUGAUGCUACCCUGUACUGUUACUACCAACUACACCUUUCUGCCAGCUCCGUGGCACGUCUCAGCCACUACUAACAACCUUUUACUGGGAAUUGGCUUGUCACUGGCUCUGCUCUCUCCUCCUUGGACACAGCAGGAGGCCCAGCACCAGCCCACUGAAGGCAGAAGGCAGCGUGGCAUCAACACACUGGGGAGGCAGAAGGUCUGGCCCAGAAUGGUUCCCCCACCCCCUAUCAACAAGCCCCAUGUCUGCCUCUCCACUGUACUCAUCAUGAGCAGCAUGGUGCUGAUGGAUGCCUACCUGGUGGAACAGAACCAGGGCUCCAGGAAGCUGGGAAUCUGCAUCAUGGUGUCUGUGGGUGAUGUCUGCUUCCUGCUGGUGCUCCGGUACGUGGCUGUCUGGGUUGGAGCAGAGGUGAAGACAGCCAAGCGAGGCUACGCCAUGAUCCUAUGGUUUCUGUACAUUUUUGUGUUGGAGAUCAAGGUCUACUUUGUCUAUCAAAACUACAAGGCUGACCGCAAGAGCAUGGACCUCAUGGCCCGUAAGGCCCUGACCCUAUUGUUGUCCAUCUGCAUCCCAGCCCUCUACAUGCUGCUGGUGGCCACAGAGCACAUGGAGUAUGUCAAGACGUUCAAAAAGAAGGAGGAUCUCCGCAACCGCCUCUUCUGGGUCAUUGUCGACAUGCUGGAUGUGCUGGAUAUCCAGGCCAACCUGUGGGAGCCCCAGAAGAAAGGGCUGCCACUUUGGGCUGAGGGCCUGAUGUUCUUCUACUGCUAUAUUUUGCUCCUGAUUCUCCCGUGUGUGUCCUUGUGUGAGAUCAGCAUGCAAGGGAUCAGCAUCGUGCCACACAGGAUGAUGCUGUACCCCAUGCUGAGCAUGCUCACCAUCAACAUUGCCACCAUUUUCAUCAGGGGAAGUAACAUGGUCUUCUUCAGAGAUGCCCGGGUUUCUGGUAUCUUCAUGGGCAAGAACAUACUGGCCAUUGUACUUAAAGUCUGCAUGUUUGUGCAGUACAGGAGGCAGUUGCAACACCAACCAGCAGGACUCAGCACUGAGCCCCAGCACAACUCCAUGCCCCAGUCCCAGCCAGUUCUGCCUCUGUUGAAGUCCCAGAGCCAGACUCGCUGUCCCAAGGUGCUGGCCCAGGAGAACACGUGACCUGCAGACUGGGCACAGAGCAGCACUUCUGUGUGCGAUUAUUAGGGUCCAGCACAAAGCAUGAGGGUGUAGCUGAGUCCUGUACCCUCUGGUGGUUCUUUUAGGAAGUCUGUGAGUAACCCCUCCCUCCCUUGCACAGACAAACCAACCACCCACAUUCUAGGGACAUCCUAGCACAGGGCUGGGGACAGGUCACUUUUCUAGUGGCACAGAGUAAAACGGGACUUUGGGGCCAGAGCAGAAGCAAGGCAGAUACUAGGGCCAGUAGAGCUGUGAGGACCAGGCUGUGCAAGAUGGUGAGGUCCCUCCCUGCUUUCUCCCUUGCUUUUGUUCCUCUGUUUGGAGCGGAUCUGCUGAGCUGCUGUGGCCAGUGUGGCUUUAUGGCAUGCUUCUGGUCUGAUGGGAGCAUCCCUGGGGCCUCAGUCUGCCCUUGUUGCCCUGUGCAGCCAUGCUGUCCAGUCAGAGUUGGAGUUUGGAAAGGAUUGGUGGGGGAGAAAGCUGGGGUGGAGAUUUUAGCGUCUUGCCUCCCAUUCGCAAGGUGCUCGGAGACCCAGUGGAACUCAGUGGGUCAUAGUCUUUUUUUCAUAAGCAUCUUCUUGGUUCCAAUAAAAGAAAGCACUCGCCCUGCAGCUUCCUGGUGUGUCUGUGCAGCUGCCACCUACGUGCUUGGGACUCCCUUUUUUGCUGAUGAGUUGGGAGGAGCUGUGUCCAUAAGAGUGAGAAGAGUUUG
This is a messenger RNA of Alligator sinensis (Chinese alligator), 2060 nucleotides long. Its product is annotated as transmembrane protein 121-like. NCBI's taxonomy places the organism in Eukaryota, Metazoa, Chordata, Crocodylia, Alligatoridae. The coding region runs from base 173 to 1330 and encodes 385 amino acids. The record is from RefSeq and is a predicted model, not a curated record. The transcript is spliced from 3 exons.